Molecule: messenger RNA, 5809 nt
Organism: Cyanistes caeruleus (blue tit)
Lineage: Eukaryota; Metazoa; Chordata; Aves; Passeriformes; Paridae
Source: RefSeq, a predicted model, not a curated record
ACAAUUUAAUGCUGAUCCCUUUCUUUCCUGUUUCUGUUUCCUAGAAAAAGGCCUCUCUUUGCUGGGGUACCACCUGUGCAACUACACCCUGACCAAAAGUGUGUUAAAAAUGGUCACAUACCAAAAGUCCUAUGAGAAGAACACACCCUGUGGAGGGUGGAUCCCGUGGAUGGUGUGUCCCCAGACACACCACAGAACGCAGUUUCACAGCCUUGAACUCCCUGAAACCAUCACUCUCACAGAUUGCUGCGAAGGAUAUGAACAAGUUGGACUCUACUGCUCUCUAGCACUCAAUAGAUCCAGUGUAUUUGCCUCAAGACCUGGUAUUUGUCCAGUGAAGGAUAUGGAAACAUUUGAUUAUCCUUGCACGUUCGAUACUGAAUGUCCAGGGCUGAAAAAAUGCUGCAGCUCAUCCAAAGGAGCAGGCUGUGUGGAUCCCAUUCCAGAGGGGAGGAUGUUCUGGUACAACGUGACAGUGCUCGUGAAAAUGGAUUUUAAUGAAUUAAUCCGGGUGGAUCCCCACCUUCUGAAUCACUCACGCCUUUUGCACUCUGUGAUCACUGGAGCACUGCAGCCCCUGAAUGCCUCUGUGCACCACAUCCAGAGUGACCGUGGGGACAUCUACGCUGGGACAGUGGCCUCUCAGCUUCUCCUGGGAAUGCAGCAGCCAGCUCCUCUGGCAGAGGUUUCCUCCUCCCUGAAGGCCAUGGUGAAGCGAGUGUAUGAAGUGAUUGACACACAAGUGCAAGAUGUCAAUGAAUGCUCCUAUGCUGAAUUCAAUGCUUGCCCUGAGAAAAGCAGCUGUGUAAACCUGGAGGGUUAUUACAGCUGCCACCCUCAGCAUGAACAUGCCACUGUCAUCCCUCACUGGCUGAGCCCAAGGAAGGAAGGCAUUGCAGCAUCUACUCCAAUUUCAGUAAAUGCUGUAAACACUGCCACUAGUUAUCCCUUUACAAGGAAAGCAAAUCUCUUGUCCAUAACCAACCAAUCUACAGAUGCUGGGUGCUAUCCCUCUGCAGUCACAAACCAUCGAAUCCUCAGCGUUACCAGCAACAGCUUUGAAAUGUCCUGGCUUGUCAUUCCCACUCUGAACCACACUUUCCAAGUCCGGGUGUCCAAGGGCAAUGAAACUGUGCAAAACCUGCAGACAGAGGAAAUGCACAUGGAUGUGGCUCACCUGGAAGCAGGUGUGAUGUAUUCAGUAGAGAUCAGCUAUGAAACUUGUGGGAAAAUCGUUAUCUCCCAUCAAAAUGUUAAAACAGAGGCCAAGAUAUUUGAUGUUACUAUGAGGAUUCUCAACUACAACUUCACUGAUGAUUUCCAUAAUUCCAGCAGCUCAGCAUAUGGGGAAUUUUCAAGACUGCUGCUUACAGAGCUUGAAAAUUCAUUUCCACCUAACAUUUCUGCCUUAUACAAAUCUGGGAAGCUGAAAGUGCAGAUUGAAUCCCUGGCAGCAGGGAGCAUCAUUGUGAGGCUCAGAAUCACCGUGCAGGAUCCCGAGUUUCCAGUGGAUGCCUCCACAUUUACCCCAGUGCUUUCCUACCUGCACAAUGGCUCUGUGCUUGUGGUGGAUCAGCAAAACACUGCAGUAGAAGACUGGGAUGAAUGUGCUUCCCAAGCUGAGAAUGACUGCUCUGUGUUUGCAGAGUGUAUCAAUUUGAUGGGAUCCUACACCUGCAAGUGCAAGACAACCAUGGAUACCAAUCCAUCCCGACCUGGAAGAAACUGUGAGGGUGAGAAAAAGUCUGGCAAAGGGGCCUUGGUGCCAUUUUCAGGCCAGGCCUCGGUGCCCUUUUCAGGCCAGGCCUCGGUGCCAUUUUCAGGCCAGGCCCCGGUGCCUCCUCAUCCCGUUUCAGGCCCCAUUUCAGGAUGUGUUUACUGUGUUGCAGGUGAGAUUGUGGAUCCUCUCACUGAAACCACGGCUUCUGAAACAAGAAACAGCAGGGACUUUGCCCUUGAAGAAGGAAGCCCUGCAGGCCCUGCUUCCGCUGCCACAACCGAGACAAUGGCGGCUGCAGGCUCUGCGUCAAGCUCCGCCACACUCCUCCCUGCCGCGCUGGCCCUGGGUGACAAACAAGCGUCCCAAGGUCCCACCAGUGCUCCUCCAACCCCUUGGCAAAAAGGCCUGGCCCCACAGAUGGGUUUCAGCAGGGGCAGCAGCCCCACGGCCAGCAGGGCCCUGCCCAUGGGCACAGGAGCCACAAGUCCAUCACGGGAAAGCUCCGUGACCACGGCUGCUGUCCCAAACAGCCCCAGGGGCACGGCGGGGCCAGAGCAGCUCGCUGCAGUUUGGCUGCUCCCAAACCGAACAGCCUCAGGUGCCAGCCGCGCUCGUACGGCUGCUGCCGUGCCCCGAGGUGGCCCUGGCACCGCCCUGCUGGCCACAGGCAGCGCUGCCAUCGCCACCCUCCGAGCAGAUGGAGAGCAGGGCACGGAGAACAGCUCUUGGUCCACUGCAGCCUUGGGGUCACCAGCUUUGCCAGGCUCCUCUCCAGCCCCCAGCCCGUUCCGCACCUUCCAGAAACUUAGUGGCACAGUUUGGAUAACAAACAUGGAAUACUCUCCAGGCUUUAGCAAUACAAGCAGUGAGGAAACCUUUGCACAGCUCUUUGUUGAUGAAGUGCAUAAAUCUCUGCCCCUUGAGGUGCUCCAGCAGAUGGAUGCUGGUCUGAUUAAAGUGCUGGUAACGGGUGUUACUAAUGGGAGCACAGUGCUAAAUUUCAAUCUGCUGCUUGCAGAAGAAGUGGAUGUCCACCAUGUCAUCACCACUUUUUGUGAAGCCUUGGAACACAGCUCCUACUUCACCAUGGACAGGAACAACCUCUCCAUACAUGCUCUUCCCUUCAGCCAGAAAACAUCAGUGAUGGAUAAGAAACCAACAGUGAUGGAUAAGAAACAUGUGCACAGCACAAUUUUACCUGUGACAUCUUCGCAAACUUCAGCUUAUGUUUCCUCCCCUGCUUCACUGGACUUCUCUCCUGCUGAGCACAAAGCUCUGGUGGACACCAGGUUCUCCAGCACGGUGCUGGCUCCUCUCACCACCGAUCCCAUGGCAACUCCUGAUGUUUCUCCUCCAGCAUCUCCAGCCCCCCUUGUCAAACCCACCCAAGAGGUUUCCAUUAAAGAAGCAGUGAGUGUGUUUUGUGAAAUUGAGAGGAUUGUCCUUGCCAUCCAGAAGAGAUUCUUGCAGCAGGAGUCCAUCCCAGAGAGUUCCCUGUUCCUGGGGGAGCCUGGCUGCAAUGUGAGCACCAGCAAUGGCACCCACGUUGUGCUGCAGGCAGGCUGGAGCCACUGUGGCACCCAAGUUGAGACUAACAUGACUACUACCGUGGUGAAAACCACCCUUCGGAAUGAUGCUUCUGCUCAGGGAAUCAUCCACCACUUGAACAUUGCCAGUCCCAUCCACUGUGUGUUUCAAAACCAUGUCUUGACUUCCUCUGGGUACACUGCAGAAGGACUUUACACUAUCUUUGAGGAUUUGCAUGGAUCUGGACACUUCAGAACAGAAAUGCAGUUGUUUAUUGGAAACUCCCCAAUCCCCAGAAAUUUCAGUGUCUCUGCCAGUGAGGAUGUGCUGAUUGAAGUGGGGAUGCAGAGGGCAGACAGCAAGCUCAAGGUGGUUCUCACUGACUGCUGGGCCACUCCAACCAAUAAUUCAGUGGAUCCCCUGUCAUUUGUUUUUAUCAGCAACAGCUGUCCCAUCCCAAACACUUACACCACUCUGCUGGAAAAUGGGAAUUCAAGCAAAGCUCAGUUUAAGAUGAAAAUUUUUUCCUUUGUCAACAACUCUGUGGUUUACUUACACUGCAGAAUUCGUAUUUGUAUGGAGUCACCAGGAAGCACCUGCAGGACUAGAUGCCAUACAAGGGCUGGACUCCUGAAGGCUGGAGAAACCCUCGCCCUGCACAGAACAUCCUGGGGACCCCUGUGUAAAUCAGCUGCAUCUGAAUCGAAGAGAGGGAAGGAGGCUGGAAUGGGAAUUGGAUACAUCAUCCUCAUAGCCCUUGCUGUGUUUGGUUUUGUGCUGGGAGUUGUGACCCUUCUCAUUUUCCAGUACCAGCGAAAGACGGGGAGAUACAACCUCAGGAUCAAGUCUGACAACUUCAGCUACCAAGUGUUCUGUGAUUAGUGAUUCCCAGGUUGCCACAUUGGGAUCAUAUCACAUGGAGAACCGAAGUUUGUCUUCACUCAGCAUUUGGCUUUCCUUGCUCUGCACAACACUUACUCUUUCAAAUUAAUGUAAUAUAUAAAAGGAUUCUAUACCCCCUUUCUCCCCUCCACCUCUUUUUUUCUUAGCAAUCUGGUUCUUCCCUGGUGUCUUAAGAACUCUUUGUGACAACAGCUCCAGGUUGAAGUGAAUUUUGGCAGUUUUUCCAUUGGUAAAAUAGAAGGGAAGAAAACAAAGACAUCUGUCUCUCUCUUUAAGUUCCAAGAUCUGAUUUCUCACUGUGACAUAUCACUAUGUGCUCAUCUCAGCAUCACUUGUGCCAUUAAUAUUGACAAGCUGCAUGUUUCCAUUGAUAUUCAAGGAAGUGAAUCAGCAAACCCUCAGAGAGAUCUUUUUUUCAGGUUGUGAUUUGCUGUUUACUCAGGGUGAGGUUGAAACUUUGAGCUGCAACAGCGUUGAAGACCUAAUUGUGCAACGCCUUAAGUAUACAGAAGCUGGGGAACAAGCACUGGAUUUGCCACCAAGUAAGGAAAAGCCCCUGAGGAUCUGGGGCUUAACCUACUCAGGGUGUUCUUCAGCAGGAGUUUUAAAAUUUGAUUCAUUCUGUAAUCAACAAGGAUUCAGUGGAAAAGAAAGAAAGAAAGAAAAAGAUAAACUAUUUUUGUUGCUGGCAACCCAUGAUUUUCCAGAUAAAUCAACUGAUACCUGUGUAUUCUGCUUAAUUAGACCCUAAUGAUUGUGCAGUCAAGCCACAUAGUGCUGCCCACCUAAGUGAGAGCUCUCCAACUGCAAAUAAAUUUGACCUGAAUUUUGCCUGGCUCCAAGACCAUCAGUGCAGCAGCAGCAGCUCAGUUUACACGGUCCAUUGGGUACAACAACGAUCUCAGCUGGAUAAACUGGAGCAGAAACCUCUUCCAUGCAGUCAUCAUCUCCUGCAGGGCUCUUUCCUGGGCUGCUCUUCUCUGCUGCCCCAAAUCCCCACCUCAGUGGGUGUGCUGGAGAAGUGUCAAUAACUUGUCCCACCAGCCCGUGGUUCUGCUUGCUGCAGUCACUCCUCCUACACAGUGAUAAUCUGCUGUGCCUGGGUCACAGCUAACUUAGUAAUUUAUAAACCAAUGGACACCACUGUAAAUAACUCUUAGUAGAAGUUGGUCCUUAGCUUAAGUCAUGAAUGUUUCUAGUAGCCAAAGCACUUAGGUACUGAUUUUUGGGUACAGAAUAGCAGAGGAAAGUGGCUUUUCUAUCCUUCCAGUCCAAUUUCUAUUAGGUAAUAAGAUUACUGGGUAACAGACUUCCACAUUUUGAAAAAGGUUGUACUGAUUGAUUUUAGAGCUUUUAUAUAUGCCUUUUAACUAUAUCAAUAAAUUUCAGAAUAAUCAUUUGCAUUCUGCUUUAGAUUCAAGUGACUCUAUAAGGAGUAAGACACUUUGACUUGUCUUCUCCUUAUGGAAAUAAGAGUCACCAGAUCCUGAUCUAAAAAAAUAAAAAUCCACUUAGUUGUAAGUGGUGAAAUUAUAAAAUAUCUUUGCAGUCUUAGUCUGAUGAACGUGGACUCACAGAAUGGAAGGGUUGGAAGGGACCUUAAAGACCAUCCAGCUCCAAGUCCCUGCCAUGGGCAGAGACACUUUCCACUGUCCCAGC